AUGGUGCCAGGAACAGAGACAGAAUGUUGGGCAAGAUUUAGUUAUGCUUCUAUCCUGAAAAGGGUAAUGAGGAAUCCAGUAUAUUGCUACGAACAACAGAAGGCUGAUUGGAAGAGAAAUGUACAGUUAUUAAUGCAAAUAUCUAUUUACAAAAAUCUAAUUACAGGAUUCAAAACUGAAACUCCUGAAAUAGGUCUUCCAAAAGAACUACUGGUGAACAAACCUUACAGAUGUUUCCUUGAUAUUGAAGCUGCAGGUGGUAACAAAUUGGGACGUUUGGUUUUUGAAAUUUACUCAGAUAUUGUACCCAAGACCGCAUUUAACUUCCUAGCAAUUUGCAAAGGAGCGCUUGGACUCACAUACAAAGGGAGUCCUUUUCAUCGCAUCACACCAGGACUUAUGUGUCAGGGUGGGGACGUUACCAAAGGCAAUGGAUCAGGAGGCAUGUCUGUAUAUGGUUUUCACUUCCCUGAUGAAAACUUCAUUCUUCGCCAUGGAGGAGCAGGUGUUCUGUCAAUGGCUAGUUUUGGGCGAGCCACAAAUAAUUCUAUUUUCAAUAUUACUUUUCGACCUCUGACAUCACUUGAUGGCCAUUGUGUAGUGAUUGGCAGGGUUAUAGAAAAUAUGAAAGUCUUAUAUGAGAUUCAAGCCUAUGGAACUCCUACAGGAAAGCCACGUAAAAGGGUGUUUGUUGCAGACUGUGGAUUACUGCCCUAAAGGGUUAAUGUACAUUACAAGUUUUAUAAUGUAAACUUUACAAAACAUUUCUGGAAACACCUGGAGAGUCAAUAUUGAUAACUGUAAUCAUAACUGCUGUAUCCAUCUAUAUAUUAAUAAAUGAAAAAAUUAAUUUAUCACACAAUUGUUUUGAAAUUAUUGAUUCAUUAUGAAGUAUUUGACAAAGUACAAAGUAAAGUACAACCCA
Gryllus bimaculatus (two-spotted cricket) is the source of this 925-nucleotide messenger RNA. The record is from the annotation of a GenBank genome assembly. Lineage: Eukaryota; Metazoa; Arthropoda; Insecta; Orthoptera; Gryllidae.